AUGAAAAUAAUAAUAAAAAUAUAUUUUUUCUUAUUAUUUUUUGUUAUUAAAAAAAAAUGUAUAUGUGAAAGAAAAAAGCUAGAAAUUGUUGAUUAUAAUAAAAAAUCUAUUGAAGGCAUAAUAAAAAACAAAAUAAAAAAAUUUCAUGAAAAAAAACUAUUAUUAAUAACAAAUAUAAUUAAUAUUACAGAAACUCACAGGAGCUUUAUAAAUUUAUUAAAUAAUGAGGGGAAUCAUAUAAAAAAUAUUAUAAAUAUUCAUAAUGCUACUAAUAGCAUAAUUUUCGAUAAAAAAGAUUCUUCUAUAUAUGAUGGAUUAGUAAUUAUAUUGGACAUUUUAAAUGAUGAAAUUGUUACAAAGUUAAAAGUUAGUUACUUAAAAUUGUUUAUAGAAAAAAAAAAGCACAUUUUUUUUAGUUUAAAUAGUGUUGUAGGAAAAAAUUCUGUUCAUUUUUUAAAUGAAUUAAACAUAAGUGUUCAUGGAAAUUAUUCUUACGUUAAUGAUAUUUUUGAUAAUAUUUUUUUAAAAGAAGAUACAAAUGAUGAAAAAUUACAAAAAUCAUUUUAUACAAGUGAAAUAAUACAAAAUACACCAAUAACAAAUAAUAAACAUAAAAUUUUAUUUAAAGGAACGGCUCAUUCGGUUUUGCUGAAAGAAAAAUAUUACCUAAAAGUUUUAACUUGUACUAAAACAUGUUUAUUGUAUGGAAAAAACAAUAAUAUUAUAAAAAAGCAAAAACAAGGAACAGAAUUAUUAUUAAUAUCUUCUAUUCAGCUGGAAAAUAACUUCCGUUUAAUUUUUUCUUCUUCAUCUGAUAUAUUUUCAGAUUUUUAUUUUGAUUUAAAUGAAGAAAAUAAAAAUUUCACUUAUGAUUUAAUACAGUGGAAUUUAAAAAAAAUUGGUGUUAUUCGUUAUAAUAACUUUAAAAUACAUAAAAGAACAUUUAAAGAAAAUUCUAAUUUUUUUAUCAAAGAUACCAUUUAUAUUUCUAUAGAUUUUUACGAAUUAAGGAACAAUUAUUGGAUUCCUUUUAAAAGAGAUGAUAUUCAAUAUCAGCUAAUUAAAAUCAAUGUAAAAUCUAGAAAUUUUUUAUAUAAUUAUAAAUGUAUAAAAAAUGCUACAUAUUAUAAAAACAUUAAGUUACCAGGUGAGCAUGGUAUUUAUAAAUUUCAAAUAUACUACUUGAGAAAAGGUUAUAACAUUUUAAACUUAGAAUAUUUUUUACCUGUACGAAAUUUAUUACAUUAUGACAAAAAUAAAAAGGUAAAUUUUAAAAAUUAUCCAUUUUAUUUUUAUAUGUACUUAUCAUUGUUAUAUUUUUUUUUAUUCACAUUAAUACUUAUAUUUGAUGAUUCUGAUUAUAAUAACAAAAAAAAAAAAAAAUAA
Plasmodium gallinaceum is the source of this 1386-nucleotide messenger RNA. Its product is annotated as dolichyl-diphosphooligosaccharide--protein glycosyltransferase, putative. The record is from RefSeq and is a predicted model, not a curated record. The coding region runs from base 1 to 1386 and encodes 461 amino acids. The transcript has a single exon. Lineage: Eukaryota; Apicomplexa; Aconoidasida; Haemosporida; Plasmodiidae. Gene Ontology annotation, cellular component: oligosaccharyltransferase complex; endoplasmic reticulum membrane.